Molecule: messenger RNA, 342 nt
Organism: Sphenostylis stenocarpa
Lineage: Eukaryota; Viridiplantae; Streptophyta; Magnoliopsida; Fabales; Fabaceae
Source: the annotation of a GenBank genome assembly
AUGGAGUCUGUUCUAAGCCACGUUGGUGCAGGUUUCUGCAAUGUCAUUAGCCCAAGAGGGGUUGUUAGUACCCAUUUCAAAGCUUGUUCCUUUGGUGGUGUUGGUGAUGGGAGACCAAGGCGUGCAGUAUUGGUGAAAGCUGAGGCUGUGAGCAUAAACCCUGAUAUCAGGAAGAGUGAAGCGAAGGUGGUGGAUUCUGUGGUGGUCACUGAACUCUCUCAGCCCCUCACUGCUUAUUGCAGAUGCUGGAGAUCAGGGACUUUUCCUUUAUGUGAUGGAAGCCAUGUGAAGCACAACAAAGCUACUGGAGAUAAUGUUGGGCCCCUUCUUUUGAAAAAGUAA